This is a messenger RNA of Boleophthalmus pectinirostris (great blue-spotted mudskipper), 543 nucleotides long. RefSeq names its product adrenomedullin 2b (gene adm2b). The record is from RefSeq and is a predicted model, not a curated record. NCBI's taxonomy places the organism in Eukaryota, Metazoa, Chordata, Actinopteri, Gobiiformes, Gobiidae. The transcript has 3 exons. Gene Ontology annotation, molecular function: hormone activity. The coding region runs from base 1 to 543 and encodes 180 amino acids. Gene Ontology annotation, biological process: regulation of systemic arterial blood pressure; positive regulation of heart rate; adenylate cyclase-activating G protein-coupled receptor signaling pathway. Gene Ontology annotation, cellular component: extracellular region.
AUGCCAGUGUUUCUAGGGAUGCUCCAGGGCUCACCGGACCACGCCUCUGCUGACCCCGGAAUGUGCGUGCUCAUCUCGGCUUGGCUCUGCGUGCUGCUCGGUCUCCUGCCUCUGGAGAUCCAGUCCCGGGCUUUGACUGUGCACACACUCUCACACAGUCACAGACACCUUGAGCCUCUUCAGCAGGACCCCAGCUCCGCUGCACCCCUUCUCUCUCCCCUCAUGGACAACCACCUCCCACACACCGACACACAGCUCAUCUGGAGAGCAAUCAUUCACAAAGACCCUCCUCCUCUGCAUCACAACAACCAUGUGUCAGCAGAGGGACAGGAUGCAGAGGGGACAGCAAGCAGGUCGCGGGGGUCACGGGGUCGCCGCCAUAUCAACAGUGUGGUGGGGAGGGGUCAACUGAUGCGAGUGGGCUGUGUCCUGGGCACCUGUCAGGUUCAGAAUCUAAGUCAUCGCCUCUACCAGCUGAUUGGACAGAGCGGGAGAGAGGACUCCUCCCCCAUCAACCCUCGCAGCCCCCACAGCUAUGGAUAG